GUUGGAAUGGGUCACGGCUUUGUUCAACAGAGGGGAGGGCUGACGGCUACAGUCGCUAAAAGUGUAAAAUACAAUCAGCCGGGCGAACUAUCCUGUCAUAUCUCUGUGUAGCUGUGUUGCAACGUAACUUCCAGAUAUUUGUUUCUCCUGGACUCGAAGGAUUUCGUCUAAGGGAUGUCAAAGCGAGUGCGAAGCAGAGAGGUCUGCGCUGAUUGCAGUGCUCCGGAACCUCGCUGGGCCUCUGUUAACAGGGGUGUGCUGAUCUGCGAUGAGUGCUGCAGCAUCCAUCGAGGUCUUGGGAGACACAGCUCUCAAGUCCGACAUCUGACUCAUUCUCCGUGGCCACACUCACAGCUGCAGAUGGUUCAAACACUGUAUGGCAAUGGAGCUAAUUCCAUAUGGGAGCACAGUCUUCUGGAUCCUUCCUCUUCAGUGAGUGGGAAACGCAAAGCCAACCCACAGGACAGAGUGCAUCCUAAUAAGACAGAGUUCAUCAAGGCAAAAUAUCAGAUGCUGGCGUAUGUACAUCGGAUGCCUUGUCGGGAGGAUGACAGUGUGACUGCAAAAGACCUCAGCAAGCAACUUCAUUCCAGUGUCCGUACUGGGAACCUGGAGACCUGCCUUAGACUCUUAUCUUUAGGAGCUCAGGCUAACUUCUUUCAUCCAGAGAAGGGAAACACCCCACUACACAUAGCAGCAAAAGCAGGUCAAAUAUUACAAGCGGAGCUAUUGGCAGUUUAUGGAGCUGAUCCUGGGGCGCUGGACUCGAGUGGGAAGACCCCCAUUGAUUAUGCAAGACAAGCUGGGCAUCAGGAGCUGGCAGAGAGACUAGUGGAGAUCCAGUAUGAACUCACUGACCGGCUAACAUUUUACCUUUGUGGACGAAGACCAGAUCACAGAAAUGGGCAACACUUCAUCAUUCCUCAGAUGGCAGACAGAAAUAACAGCCUGGAUUUGUCAGAGUUUGCAAAAGCUGCAAAGAAGAAGCUGCAGUCGCUAAGCAACCAUCAGUUUGAAGAGCUGGCCAUGGAUGUUUAUGAUGAAGUCGACAGAAGAGAAACGGAUGCAGUGUGGCUGGCCACUCAGAACCACAGCACGCUGGUAACAGACACCACAGUUGUGCCUUUUCUGCCUGUCAAUCCUGAGUACUCAUCUACCAGAAACCAGGGUCGUCAGAAAUUGGCAAGAUUUAGUGCUCACGAAUUUGCCACACUGGUCAUCGAUAUUCUAACAGAUGCUAAGCGACGGCAGUGGGGUAAUUCCUGUGAAAGUCCCAAAGAUAAUGUGGAGUUGAUCCUUCAGGGAAUAGACGGUCACCACAACAGUGAGGGCCAAGAUAAUGACCAGCCAGAUUACGACAGUGUGGCAUCAGAUGAAGAUCCGGUCCAAGAGGCAACGUGUGGAGACAGCUGCAAUGAUGGAAGGACCAAGAGCUCAGAGUCUUCUGAUCUGUCUGAUGGACCAAUCACAGUGCAAGAAUUUAUGGAGGUGAAGAGCGCCCUCACUGCAUCAGAAGCCAAAAUACAACAGCUUCUGAAAGUCAACUGUCACCUUAGUGAAGAGCUACGUUUGAUGCAGAGCAAGCUGAAUUCCCUGCAGACUGAAAACACAACACUGCGAUGGCAAACCCCCAGCGGACAGCAACAACCCCAGGGCCUCUUUGGUCGACAGCAACCUCGCGGAGGCCGCGCCAGGUCCAUGUAUGAGACAGGCUCUACUCCAAGGCAGUACCCCCACCGAGUUGACACAGCUCGGCAUGACGAUGGAGUCAUUUUACAACCCUUCCCUACCAAUAUUGGUAGGGGUCCUUUGGGGACGGCUGCUUCCUCCCUUCCUACCUUCCCCUCUUCCCUCUCCUGGUCGUGGGAUGAGAGAUCUCGAAGGGGCUGUAGUCUGGAAGGACAGAGUACAGUGCUGGAGAAUGACUAUGACACUACACCCAAUCACUCUGAAAUGGAGGAGAGUGGCAGCCCUCUUGCUGCCUCUGAAGCAGCCCACCAGCAGGAGGAGGGCGAGGAGGAUGCCACCCUGCCUUGCACAGAGGACGUCAUCUGUAAGACGGAGCAGAUCACUAAGAACAUCCAGGAGCUUCUGAGAGCUGCUCAGGAGACCAAACAUGAAAGCUUUCUGCCUUGCUCUGAAAAAAUCUGCAUGGCUGUGACAGAGAUGGCUGCCCUGUUUCCCAAGAGGCCGUCCUCAGAGACAGUGCGAGGGUCUCUGUGUCUGCUGACUUCAAGCGCUAGCCGGCUCCACAGAGAGUGCCAGAAGGCCGCAGAACACAACCUCAGCCCGUCAGACAUCCAGCUGGUCACUCAGCAGGUCAUUCAGUGCGCCUAUGACAUAGCCAAAGCUGCCAAACAACUUGUUACUGUGACAACCAAAGAAAACAACAACUAAUUAAACUCCAAAGACACUCCCAAUGCGCCAAACAUACAGCAUAUAAAUGAUGUUAAUCAAUGGUUUCCCUUUCCCCCCCAUAUUAAUCAGUGUAAGCUUUUGUGUACAUUCCUAGAGGUGGAGAAAAAAAUAUAACAUGCAAAAUCAUAGCUCAAUCAAAAGCUUUAUUUAUUUUGUUUUUAUACCAUGGUAAUAAAAAGUGUGUAUAUAUACAGGGGGGGGGGAAACUACUUGUUCUUUACCUCACAGAUUGAAUCUAUUCAGUUUCCAGAAGUGCAGUGUUGCCUGUGUAUAUAAAAGCAAUUAGAACAAACAGUUUUGCAUUAUCCGUUUCCUUCUAGAGGACACCAUCAGUCAUUAGCUGUGCUCACUGAGGUCCGCUUUCUGGUACUCAUAGACGAUCAAGUCUUACCUAGCAGCAAUGAUCAGAACAGAUGAGCUACUCCAAUCACAAUGUUUGUUUUUCUUUAAGAGGCAGUUACAGUGUUCAUUGUUCUUGAAUCAUUGUGGUGUUGCUUGCUUAAAGUUCAAUUGUUUGUUCAGUAAGCCAACUGUGAUUAUAAAAGCAGCUUCAGUGUAUCGAGCACCGUGUGAGUGUCCAGACUUUCAGCCCAUCCAGCAACUCCAGCAGUUUCAGUCCAUCUGCGGGUUGAAACAAUGUUUAUAAGUAAAGUAUCAAUAGUUUUUUGGGGUUUUUUCUUUUUCUUUUUUGAGUUAUAAUGUUACAGCCAUACUUAAGAUGUUCUGUGUGUGUGUGUGUGUGUGUGUGUGUGUGUGUGUGUG
This is a messenger RNA of Haplochromis burtoni (Burton's mouthbrooder), 3180 nucleotides long. RefSeq names its product G protein-coupled receptor kinase interacting ArfGAP 2b (gene git2b). The record is from RefSeq and is a predicted model, not a curated record. Gene Ontology annotation, molecular function: GTPase activator activity; protein binding. Gene Ontology annotation, biological process: regulation of ARF protein signal transduction; brain development. NCBI's taxonomy places the organism in Eukaryota, Metazoa, Chordata, Actinopteri, Cichliformes, Cichlidae. The coding region runs from base 175 to 2397 and encodes 740 amino acids. The transcript is spliced from 21 exons.